This is a messenger RNA of Conger conger (European conger), 2003 nucleotides long. RefSeq names its product solute carrier family 35 member F4 (gene slc35f4). Gene Ontology annotation, cellular component: membrane. NCBI's taxonomy places the organism in Eukaryota, Metazoa, Chordata, Actinopteri, Anguilliformes, Congridae. The transcript has 7 exons. The coding region runs from base 274 to 1521 and encodes 415 amino acids. The record is from RefSeq and is a predicted model, not a curated record. Gene Ontology annotation, molecular function: transmembrane transporter activity. Gene Ontology annotation, biological process: transmembrane transport.
UACAGCGCUGGUCACGGCGUGCCAGAGCAACACCGAACCCCCACAUCCCUGCAGCUGCACUCCACACCAGCCUCCACGACAAGGAAGAGGGAGAGAACGACAUAGAGAGAGAGUAAGAGAGAGAGAGUGAGGGAGCCGGAGGGAGACACUGCUUGGGUGAUGCGGAGGGUCUGCAGGAGCGGCUGAGCGCACCGACCCCCCCCGACCCCAGCCGCAGGGACAGCACACAGAGCGCCCCUCGGAGGGGACUGUAGUUUCGGCCCCUAGCAGAGGAUGAAGAAGCACUCCGCCAGAGUGGCUCCCCUCAGCUCCUACAGCACCCAGGUCCUGACCUGCCCGGUCUCCGAAGGAGAGGAGGGCUCAGACUCCCACGCUGAGACGCCGGCGAGCGAGGCCAGCGGGGAGCGCUCUCAGUGCCAGUCGUGCGCCGGCGCGGCGCUGAAGGUCCUGGGCGGCCUGCUGGUGGUCCUGUUCGUCUCGUCCUCCUGGGUGGGCACCACGCAGGUGGUCCAGCUCACCUUCCAGUCCUUCUCCUGCCCCUUCUUCAUCACCUGGUUCAGCACCAACUGGAACAUCCUCUUCUUCCCCCUCUAUUACUCCGGGCACCUGGUCACCACGCGAGAGAAGCAGACGCCUAUCCAGAAAAUCAGGGAAUGCAGCCGGAUAUUUGGGGAGGACGGACUCACCCUCAAACUGCUCCUGAAGCGGACAGCGCCCUUCUCCAUUCUGUGGACCCUCACCAACUACCUGUACCUUCUGGCCCUGCGCAAACUCACCGCCACCGACGUCUCUGCCCUCUACUGCUGCCACAAGGCCUUCGUCUUCCUGCUGUCCUGGAUUGUGCUGAAGGACCGCUUCAUGGGCGUGCGGAUUGUGGCUGCAAUCAUGGCCAUCACAGGCAUCGUUAUGAUGGCCUAUGCAGACGGUUUCCAUGGCGACUCCAUCAUAGGCGUGGCCCUGGCUGUGGGCUCCGCCUCCACAUCUGCCCUCUAUAAGGUGCUGUUUAAGAUGUUCCUUGGCAGUGCCAACCUGGGUGAGGCAGCACACUUCUUCUCCACUCUGGGCUUCUUCAACCUGAUCUUCAUCUCCUGUGUGCCCCUCAUCCUCUACUUCACCAAGGUGGAGCACUGGGGCUCGCUCUCCACUCUGCCCUGGGGCUACCUGUGUGGAGUGGCAGGGCUCUGGCUGGCGUUCAAUAUCCUGGUCAAUGUGGGACUGGUACUGACUUACCCUAUCCUCAUCUCAAUCGGGACAUUGCUCAGCGUGCCAGGCAACGCAGCGGUGGACGUGCUGAAGCACGAGGUGAUAUUCAGCGUGGUGCGCCUGGCCGCCACCUGCAUCAUCUGCCUGGGCUUCCUGCUGCUGCUGCUGCCCGAGGAGUGGGACUCCGUCACGCUGCGCUUCCUGGCCACCUUCGCUGACAAGAAGGGCGAGGACCACGGCGAGGAGCUGACCGAUUCCAGCGCCCACACACGCAGCCGCAGCCGGGCCAACGGAGCCGUGUCCAUCCCGCUGGCAUGACACCCCCCCCACCCCCCCGACCCCCUGACCCGUCCUGACCUCCCACAACCCCUACCACCCCGCCCCGCACGUGUUCCCAAUCCCCAGCUAGGGGUCGGAGGCUGAGAAGGAAGCAGGAAGUGGCGGUGGGAACGUGUAACGCAGAACAGCGAAGAGAAAUCUGCAGCCAUUUCCUUUAAGGACUUUUAGCGCAAUGGAGACCUCCGAGUGAGCCGAGGGGACUUAUCGACCUGAGUUCGCCGAAGCAAAGGCAGUAUUUUGUUUGAAAUACCACCUGGCCGCACCCAACCCUCCCUUCGCACGACCUCUCCUCUCCACACCCCCGACCCCCACCCUCUCCCCCCUCCCUCAUCCUGCACUCAAACUGUAUUCUGUGAAUAUAAUUAUUGACUGGGCCGGUAUGGCUCAAUCUUAUCUGUAUUAAUUGAACGCAUUCAGAAAUAUAUCAAUAGGGACUAUAAAAAAAAAAUGUCUUAAUAGUA